UUUCAGGUGCCCUACCAUGGCAGACAAGAGUGAACUCAAAGCUGAGCUGGAGCGCAAAAAGCUACGGUUAGCGCAGAUCAGAGAAGAGAAGAAGAGAAAAGAGGAGGAGAAGAAAAGAAAGGAUGGUGACUUCAAGAAAGAGACUUCUUCUGCCUCACAGGAUGAGCUGGAUCUUGAGAGAAAGCGUAAAGAGACUGAGGCACUACUUCAGAGCAUUGGGAUAACUACGGAGCCCUCCAUGGUCCAUUCUCCUAUUUCUCCAUCGAACAAAUCGUUGGGAACGCCAAGCGAAUCUGAGAGCCAAGAAUCUGUGGAGGGUACAGCUGGAGCCCGACAUCACCUGCAAAAACUAGGCAUAGCCCGAAUGACCCAUGUGGAUAUUGCACCUUGUGAGCGUCUCGCACACUGUAAGGAGACCCAAACACCUGUGGUUGCUAAACCAGAUGAAGAGAAGGAAGCAGCACCAGCCCCAACAAAGGCAUCAACUGUCUCAGAGCCUGAGGCACCUGAAGAACCCCAAGAGGAGACUGGAGAAGAGCAUAAAGCAACUCGGCAUGACCUGACUGAAGAAGAAAAAGAAAACAUUCUUCGUUCAGAUGGAUUUUUAUCCUUUUUUAAUCAAACCUCCCGAAUGAUUGAGCAAGCACUUACUGAACACACUGACAUCUUCUUUGACUACAGUGGGCGCAAUUUAGACGACAAAGAAGGAGAGAUUCAAGCAGGAGCCAAGCUGUCAUUGAACAGGCAGUUCUAUGAUGAAAAUUGGUCAAAAGACCGUGUAGUUACCUGCCUGGACUGGUCACAGCAGUAUCCAGAACUACUGGUUGCUUCUUAUACCAGUAAUGAAGAUGCUUUGAAUGAGCCUGACGGUGUUGCUGUUGUGUGGAAUAUGAAGUUUAAGAAGACCACUCCGGAGUAUAUCUUUCACUGCCAGUCAAAGGUCAUGUCUGCCUGCUUUGCACAAUUUCACCCGAAUCUCAUGGUGGGCGGGACAUAUUCCGGUCAGAUUGUCCUUUGGGAUAAUCGCAGUAAUAAGAAGAUGCCUGUCCAGCGGACUCCACUAUCUGCUGCAGCCCACACGCACCCUGUGUACUGUGUGAAUGUUGUUGGUACUCAAAAUGCUCAUAACCUAGUCAGUGUCUCUACUGAUGGGAAACUGUGUACCUGGAGCCUGGACAUGCUCUCUCAGCCACAGGACAGCAUUGAGCUGGUACACAAGCAAUCGAAGGCAGUUGCUGUAACCUCCAUGUCCUUCCCAUUAGGGGACAUUAAUAACUUUGUUGUGGGUAGCGAAGAAGGCUCCGUGUACACAGCAUGUCGCCUUGGCAGUAAAGCUGGAAUCAUCGAGAUGUUUGAAGGACAUCAAGGUCCUGUGACAGGGGUCCACUGUCACACAGCAGCAGGGGCAGUGGACUUCUCUCAUCUUUUUAUCACUUCAUCAUUUGACUGGACUGUCAAACUCUGGUCAACCAAGAGUAACAAGUCCUUGUAUUCCUUUGAGGACAGUUCAGACUAUGUGUUUGAUGUCAUGUGGUCUCCUAUCCACCCUGCACUCUUUGCCUGUGUUGAUGGAAUGGGCCGGCUUGAUCUCUGGAAUCUGAAUGAAGACUCUGAGGUUCCAACUGCAAGUGUCACUAUGGAGGGAAACCCUGCAUUGCAUCGUGUACGCUGGGCACAAUCAGGGCGAGAGAUUGCUGUGGGUGAUUCUGAAGGGCAAGUGUUGAUUUACGAUGUUGGAGAGCAAAUAGCUGUUCCCCGGAAUGAUGAAUGGACCAGUUUUGCACAAACACUCGUUGACCUUAAAGCAAAUGGGAACGAUGCAGAGGAAGAAGCAACAGCAGGUCUCCUUGCAUAGGCUAAUUAUAGAUAUUUUGUCACAUUCCUCUAAGUGGAAGAAACUGCAUUAGUUAGCUCAAAUUGGCUUCCCUUUUUGCCCCUCUCAUGCCAAGUUAUAGACAGUGCAAUGGUGAAUCAUGUAAUUUGCCCCAUGUGACGCUAAUUUUUCAGGACACCAUACCAGUUACAGUAAGAUUUCCUAUGUAGUUGUCUUGUUAGAGUGUCCAGUAGCAUAUGGGUGCAAAACUUGCAUGUAAGUUAGAUAUCUAUGUAGCAAUUAACUCCAUGCUUAUUGCUGCUGUUCCAUUAAUCUAAAGCAGGAGUUUAUAACCUUUGGUGCAGUGAAUGGCCACGUGUGAUAGCUUUUGGAUAAAGAGCACAGAUUAAGCUGCACAUCCAGCAUUAUGUUUACAACACCAUUGGUUUCACCAUUCAGACAAAUACUCAAGGAUAUUCCAGCUUAACAGCACUUUCAUAUCACUGGAUCAUUGGCAAAUAGCUGGGCCUCCAUCUGCUGACUGAUUUCCCUCUGCAGCUCAUGGCUCCUCCUCAAUAUACUGUCAGGUCUCAGCUAUUGGGAGGGGAAGGCAAAGAAUAGUUCAACAAAUAGAUUACUCUCAGCACUUUCCACAUUGCAAUUUCACAGUAUGUCCUUAACAUCCUGAUGCUAAUCAUCAUGUCAGCACCUUAAAUUUCCUAAGUACUUCGCAAGUGUUUAGAUUUUUUAAAAAAAAUGAUGUUUGUGGUUUAGAAUUUUUGGAAUUGCUGUGCAUGCUGUUUCUGAUUCAAUAAUGAUCAUGUGACUGAGUUUCAAGCGAGCGCUGGGCAAUGAAAGGAGCAGAGGCAAUUGAGCCAGGUGCAGACUGCAAACCAGAUCAAAUCCCCAAAGAAGACAGGGUGUACCACUGGCUAUAGACCAGGAGCUGUUCACAGGCUUGGCUUUGUAAAGUCAGGGUUUUAUGUAAAAGUGCCUGGGAGGGCUGCCGAGAUGGAUGGAGUAGCUUGAUUUUAACUGGCUCACAGGAGGCUCGCUGGUUUGGAGAGAUGGGGAUUUUAGUAGCUGCACAAUGGAACCAAGCAGGAAGUGUCCUCCUCAUGGCAGAGGAUGACUCAUUUGGGUCACGCAGUAUAUACACAUUUUCAGACAUACCAAGUGAUUCCUUUUAGACUUGCUGGUUAGACCACUAAAGACCCGAGUACUAGUGGGUGGAAAGUGCCUGGAACACAGUUUGCCCAUUGGCAGCUUAAAACCGAGACUGGAUUCCUGCAUGUCAUAGGUUCCUGACAAGGAUUUUAGAAUAAGGCUCUUGAAGAGACCCCCAUGCAAAUGGUAGCAAGCAAGAAUUGAGGUGUAAAUACAGUAAUAGAUAAUUCUACUCAGUAAAAUUUCACAUUGUUUGUGUUAUGGCAGGAAUUUUAGAACAAAGAGAACGAGCACUGUCUCACAGAAACAUAUAAACCUAUUGAAAGAAAGGUUUAAAAUUGGGUGACAGUUCAUUUCUUUGCUGUUUUUAAGUGGAAAUUCACUUGAUAAUUCUAAUAAAAAUAGACAUUGGUUUUAAAUGUCAAACUCUUGAGUACUGCACAGAUAUAACACAAAAAUAGAUUAUUCAUGUUUAAAACAUGAGGGUGUUGAAGAAUUGCAUGGGGAUCACUUGGGAUGUUUCUAACUUUACGAGGCUACUGAGAAAGGAGGAUCAAUUGUUUGUGUAUCCAAAGUGUUUGCUGUCAUCAAUAUUCUAAACAUUAUUUUAUAAGAUCUAAUAUUCAAGAAGUUUCUGAUGAGCUUGACACAAAGGAAGGCACAUUUAGUUCAAAUUAAUUUUGAACGGGUUAUUAAUUUCAAAAGUUCUAGCUUGCAGAACAGCAGUUGAUCAGCAGAUGGCUUUUUAAUGCUUGAUCUAUUCCUAUAUUUUCUAGAGAUAAUCCCUCUUUCUUGCUACAGGCUAGCAGAGUGCAUUUUCCAUUUCUGGCCAGGAUGGAUUCUCCUCUGUCCACAAUUGGAAAACUUAAAGGGUCUCUACAUCGCCUGUAACCCACUGCCAGCAAGUUUCUCUCUGAGGCAUUAGCAAAGUGAGGUUUAAUUUUAAAUGCAGUCCACCUUUAAAACUUUCAAAGAGUUAAAGAAAGAUCUUGCAGUUUCAGAAGAUUUUGAUAGAACCUUCUCGACAGUAACAGAAUUUCAUACACACUGUAUUCACUCAAAACACGUGUUCUGGGCUUAACUGCUUCCUCCACUAGAGGCACCAACCAGAGAUCAAUAUUCAGUUCCUUGUGGGUUCCAUUAUAUUACUGUAUUGUUCAUCUUCUUUAAGAGGGAAAUGUUUUUAAACAAUUUAAAACAAUAGGUUAGAUUUAAUGUAGCACCUUUAUCAUAGAAAACUAUAUGAGGGCGCUUUGCAUGAGCGUUACAAAGUAAACUAUGACAAUGAGAAAAGAAAAGGCUGAUAAAGUUGCAAAAAUAGUUGUAAAUCUGAGGAUCUUUAGAAUCCAACAAAGGAGGACCAGGGAAAAGGAGAAUAGAAAAUGAAUGCAGUCUUGCAAAAAAAUAUCAAAACUAACUAAACACUUUAUAGGUACAUAAAAGGAAAUGUCUGGCUAAAAUGAUUGUGGGUCCAAUACAGACAGUCAGAAAAAUUGCUAAUGGAGAAAUGGCAGAGAAGCUAAAUGAUUACAUUGUCUGUUUCCGCUGAGGCAGGUACCAGAGAUCCAAAUGGCUAGGGAGAAUGAGAAGUUGAAGGAAAUUAGUAUUAGCAAUAAGAUUGCACUGGAGAAAUUAAUGGGACUGAAAGUUGAUAGAUCCCCAGGAUCUGAUGGUCUACAUCCCUGAGUGUUGAAGCAGGUGGCUAUACAGAUGGUCAAUGCAUUGGUGAUUCUCUUCCAAAAUCCUACAGAUUUUGGAAUGAUUCCUGUGGAUUGGAAGUUUGCAAAUAUCAGCCCAUAGUUCAAGAAGGGAGUGAGAGAGAGAGAGAGAGCAGGUAACAACAGACCUAGUAGCCUUACAAUAGCAGGAGGGAAAAUGCUAGAAUUUAUCAUAAACAAUGUGAUAACUGAAUGCUUGAUAAUAAGUGAUCUGAUGGGCAUAGUCAGCAUGGAUUUGCAAACGGAAAAUUGUGUUUAAUGAAUUUGUUGGAGUCUUUUUGAAGAGAUUACUAGCAAAAUUGGUGAAGGCAAACCAAUGGAACUAGUACACUUUAUUCUCAGAAGGUUUUUGAUAAAGUCCUCCACAGGCUGCUGGUUAAGAGAGUAAAUCACAUGGGAUAGGAGGUAAUGUGCUGGAAUGGUUUAAUGAUUGGCUAACAGACAGAGAGUAGGAAUAAAUGGUUUGUUCUCACAUUGGCAAGCUGUGACUAGUGAGGUACCACAAGGAUCAGUAUUUGGGGCCCAACUGUUCACAAAACAACCAAUAGCUUGGGGGUGGGGACCAAACAUAAUAUUUCCAAUUCUGCGGAUGAUACAAAGCUAAGUGGGAAUCUGUGUUGAGAAGAUGAUAUAAAGUGGCUUCAGGAGGAUUUGGACAGGUUUAGUGAGUGGGCAGAUGGAAUAUUCUGUGAAAAAAUGUGAGGUUACCCACUUUGGUAGGAGAAACAGAUAUGCAGAGUAUUUCUUAGACCGUUAGAGGUUGAAAAGUGUAGAUGUACAAAGGAAUAUAAGUGUCCUCAUCGACAAAUCACUGAAGGCUAACGUGUGGGUUCAGCAAGCCAUUUGGAAGGUUAAUGGAAUGUUAGGCUUUGUCGCAAGAGGAUUUGAGGACAGGACUAGUGAAGUCUUGUUUCGACUGUGUUAGAGCUUGUUUAGACAACACCUGUAAUAGUUUAGGUCUUCUCAUCUCGGGAAGGAUAUUAUUGCCAUAAGGGAGUGCAGCAAACGUUCACUAGACUUGUUCCUGGGAUGGUGGGACUGUCCUAUGAAGAGACAGUGGGCAAACUGGGACUGAUUUCUCCAGAGUUUUGAAGAAUGAGGGGUUACCUCAUUGAAACCAACAAAAUACCUAAAGGGAUAGACAGGUAAGUUGUUUUUCUUGCAUGAGGAGACCAGAUAUUGUCUCGAGCUUAAAGCAGCUGCAGACACAGCCACUAACAGCAGAGCAGUAUAAAUUUGGGGUAUUUAGGAGCUCAGUGUUAGAGAAGCACAGAGAUCUCCAGAGGGAUGCAGAGGCUGGAGGACACAGUGCUAGUAUAUUGCUCGGUGUAAUACAUAAACCACCAGCUAGUGAAAAGGAUAUAGAGGAACAAAUCUGAAGGAAAUUAGAGAGGUGUAAACAUCAUGGAAUAAUUAUAAUAGGGGACUUUGAUUACCCACAUAUAGACUGGGAUAGUGGUGGUGCAAAGGGCAAUGAGGAACAAGUGUUCCUGGGUUGUGUUCAGGAGAAUUUCCAACAGCACUGUGUCCAGUCCAACUAGAGGCACUGUUAGAUCUGGUUCUUCAGAACGAGGUGGGCCAAGUAGAUCAAGUGUUAUUGUGGGAAUGCUUGGGGGUUAGUGAUUAUUGUAUGAUAAGGUUUCAGUUGGCAGUGGGAAAAUGAUGUUGAUCAAGCCAGAGUAAGAAUAAUUCCCUGGUAGAGAGCAGAUUUCAAACAGGCAAGAACAGAACUGUCACAGACUGAAAACAAAAGUUGGUGGGAAUAACAGUAGCUGAACAAAGGGCUUCCUUUUUGUUUAGGUAUCGUCAAUGGAAAAGUGGGACAAACAAAUCCAGAGCUGCCUGGGUGACAAAGAGAAUAGAAAUUAAGUUAAAGAAGGAAGAGUGUACUUAUGGCAAGAGUCGGGUGGUAAAUACAAUUGAGAACCAAGAAGAAUACAAAAGGUUCAGAAAGGAGGUGAGAAAGCAAAUUCGAAAGUGGCAAGGGAUUAUGAGAAAAAGACUGGCAGCUAACAUAAAAUGAAAUCCCAAAGUCUUCCUUCAGCAAAAUAUGUCUCAUUAACUUAGCAGAGUUUUUUGGAAGAGGUAACACAGGGCUGAUGAAGGUAAAGCUGAUUAUGUUGUGAGAGUGGAUUUCCAAAAAGAAUUUAAUUCAGUGCCAGGCAUCAAACUUCUAAGAAAAUGAUAGGGACAGUAGCUAUGGGGAUACAAAAUUGCCUGAGUGAUAGCUAACACAGUGAUGGUAAAUGAGUGUUUUUCAGGCUGUGGAAGAUGGUUUAUAGUAAAGUUUCCUAGGUAUUGGUAUUGGGACCUUUGCUUUUCCUGACAUACAUAAACAUGGUCUGGAUAUUGGUGUGCGGGGGCCAGUUUCAAAGUUUGCAAGCAGCACAAAACUUGGCAGAAUUUUAAGCUGAGGAAGACAGUGUAGAACUUCACAAGCACAUUAACAAGUUGGUGGAGUGAAGAGACAUAGUUGUUGAAUAAGUGGCAGGUGAAGUUCAUUGUGGAGAAGUGUGGGGUUAUGCACUUUUGUGCAAAGAAUAUGGGAAGACAGUAUAAAGUGAAGGGUACUAUUCAAACAAUGUAAAGGGGGUGCAGGAGCAGAGAGACCUGGGUGUAUAUAUGCGUAGGUCAUUACAGAUGGCAGGACAGUUAAAGCAGUUAAUAAAGCUCAGUAUUGUAGGCUUCAUUAAAAGAAGCAUAGAGUACAAGAGCUGGGAAAUAAUAAUGAACUUCUUUAAGAUACUUGUUAGACCUUAGCUGGUAUAUUGCCUGGAUUUGUCAGUGAGUCACAGCCCUUUAUUUAGGUAGCUGUUUCUAUGGGCUAGAUAGAUAGAUAGAUAGCUGGCACUCUCUGAUCUUGCUGCAUAUUGAAAAUAGUUGGCUUUACCUUGGCACCUUUUCCUUUUCGGAUCACGCAGUGAUCAUGGACACAAACUCCCGUUGCCAUUCCAAGAUGCAAUAUUCCAAUUUACACUGUAUCAGCUGUUAGAAGUUGGAUAUGAGAGUCAGUUAACCUUUACUUCCUUUCUCCAAUUCUGAAACAAUUUGAAAUGACCUUUAUUGAUGACGGUAGAAAUAUUUUCCUCAAUAUCAAUAAGACUUGACACUUGCUGUCAUUUGGACAGUAAUAUAAAGUGCAACAACAUUAUCAUUGUCUCUUUGGAGCAAGCAUCAUCUCAUGGCAGCCACUCCCUGGUGGUACCACUUGAUGUGGAACAUGUACGUGUGGUCUGUAUCGGCCCCUGUACUUCUGAGAGAGUUGUCUGCAGGAUGGUCCUUGUCUCCUUUAGCCAAAUCUGUCUCUUGCCUUUCCAUGCUUUCACAGCAAAGUUCUUGGAGACCAAUUUAACCUGAUCAUCACCUCACUGUUGUUUGAAGAGACCAAUUGCAAAAGAUGUCAUUAAGCUAACAGUGCCAGCCCAAACCAGACCAGAUGCUAAAGGCUUUCCUGCUAUCUGCCACCACCUCAGCUCAUAAAAAUUUCAGUACCAGUACCUGGCCAAGUGGUGACCUUGGUACCCAGUGAUUUUUUUGUCUCUGUUUUAUGUGCCUCUAGGAUAUGUAUCUUUUAGUUUCUACAUUUUGUUUAACAUUUUAGUUAAUUUCUGCAGACAUUUGCCUCUUUGCCAUUAGACUAAUGAACACCGUAACCACAAUUCCUCAUCCAGUCACCUCACAGGCGGGAAUAAAAUAGUUUGGUAUAAUAGUCAACAUAAAAAUGAAAUUAAAAGUACAAAAGCAUUGGAGUUUGUUUUCAUUAGUUAGCAAGUAUAGAAAAUGCUGGAGAAUCUCAAUAGGUCUAGCAGCUUCUGUGGAGAGAGGGAGUGUUAAAGUUUCAAGUCUGGUAUGACUACUUUUGACACAUCUGGUAUUCUUGCAAAUAAUCUAUUUAAGAGGAAAACUGACAUUUAUACUGAGAGUGCUGAUUAGUUGUCAAAUGGACAGUGGUAGAAGUGUUGCCAUGGAGAAUGCACCAGUUAAUGAUGGUUGACAGUUAACUGCAAGACAUGGCAUGCAUGUUCUUUUGUUUGCCAAGAGCAAGGACCUGAAUGUUCAUGGACAUAACUUCCAAUAGAUGCAAGCGUGUCGCAGUGUGAGCCUAACUAACAAUCCGAAAUUGGUUGUCAGCAUAAUUCUUUACACACUCCAGUGCAUUUGCCAAGCAGGCAGCGCUCUCUUGUUAAUUUUGGUUAUUGCCUUAAAUUGUGAUUCUGACAAAUUGUCCUAAUAAGAGACAAAAUUUCUUUAAUUCAGUAAUACUCAAAUUAGCCAUAUUUUAAACCAGUGGUUCUUUCAUCAUUUGGUUGGGAACUGUAGUUUGAUCUGACAACAUGGGAUCAACUAGCUUCAAUUGCAUGUUGGCAGUUUGAGUAGUGUUGCUUUUGUAUAAUUAGAAACAAAGAAAACCAUGUGAUAAUGUUGGAGACCAAUCAAGUUACUGGAAAAUUACAGGUUUAUAGCAUUGUUAUCAAUCAAAAUAAUCUCUGGAGUUAAUAUCCAUGAAAGCAAGUUUUGUCUAGUUCAUUUGCUUUGUAUGCUAUUCUGUCAGUCAGUGUAAAUGAAAAGCUGAAAAUAUGAGAACACUUAAGGAUUUGGAUCUUGUUUUUCAGUGUUUCAGCAGAAUUUCUUACCAUAGUGAAGUUUCAAUAUCAAUUGCAUAGUUAGGCUGAAGCUUUUACUGAAAGAAAAUUCCAGUGAAUUAAUCCACUCCUUUAACCAUAGUUACAUAAAGCAAAUUAUUUUGCACAUCUCAAUGCUUGUUUCUAAUAUUUUCAGCCCAGCAAAUAUAUGCUUUAACUUUUAAGGACUUCAAAAAAAAUGGUUUGUUGUCAUACUAAUGCACAGUUUGAGUGUCUUUAUUUAAUUUGUAUAGUCCUAUUUUAAACUGCAUAUUAAGUGGUUGUAAAGUUGCUGUCUGUAUUUUGUGUUAAAAGUUGCUACAAUUCAGAAAAGCAAUUCGGUAUGUAUGAAGCACUUUAAAGCUUUCAAAUAUAAUAAACUGCUAAUGAUAAAUAUCGA
This is a messenger RNA of Rhincodon typus (whale shark), 9720 nucleotides long. Its product is annotated as cytoplasmic dynein 1 intermediate chain 2-like. Gene Ontology annotation, molecular function: dynein heavy chain binding; dynein light chain binding. NCBI's taxonomy places the organism in Eukaryota, Metazoa, Chordata, Chondrichthyes, Orectolobiformes, Rhincodontidae. Gene Ontology annotation, biological process: transport along microtubule. The record is from RefSeq and is a predicted model, not a curated record. Gene Ontology annotation, cellular component: cytoplasmic dynein complex. The transcript has 15 exons. The coding region runs from base 17 to 1855 and encodes 612 amino acids.